UUUGCAGGUUUCAUUGGGUUUUUAAAUAACUUAUUUUAUAUAAAAUCCAAAGAAAAUUAUAUAUUGAGUCACCGGGUUUAUUGGUUCGUCCACGGGUCCGUAUCAAAUUUCAAAACACUGCUCGUACAUUAUCAGGGACGGGUCCUUAUAACUUGUGGCACAAUAUAUAUAUUAUACAUUUUAUUUUAUUCUAUAUAUUAAAUAUAAUUAUAAAUUAGUAUACUAAAUUAUUUUUAAAAUAUAGUAUACUAAUUUUCCACGGUGCUCGUUUUGCCAAUUAUGAAACCUGGCUGAGUGAUCAUACUUACAUUGGACCUAGUGCUCAGGUGGUUUGGCUAAUAGUUGGACAAGAAAUCCUGAAUGGAGAUGUAGGCAAAGGCUCCCGAAGAAUACAAAUAACCUCUGACUUUUUUUCAGCUUUGGCGAGUAUCUAGAAUAACUAGUUAAUUACAAUUUUAUUGUACCGCAAUUGGCGCAUUGGUCUCUGGAGCCUUAAUGCUUUUUGCUGGUUGGUUCCAUUAUCACAAAACAGCUCUAAAAUUAGCUUGGUUCCAAAAUGUAGAAUCUAUGUUUAAUCACCAUAUAUUAUGUUACAAUUAAAAAUUACAUUAAAAUUUUACAUUUUAUUUUUAAAAAUUGAAUCAACUUAAAAGUUAAAUAGUUAUUAUAAUGUUAAAUAGUGUUGAGUAUUACAUAAUUAUAUACCACAUAGUACAAUUUAUUUUUAAUUUUAGUUACAAAUAUUGUUAAGUAAAACAUAAAUAAAGAAAAAUUUAAUUAAUAAAAGGUAGAAACUAACAUUCUUUAUUUUAUUUUUUUUUAAAAAGCAUUCUUUAUUUUAUUUUAUUUUAACAUAUUGCAAGAGUACCCUUGGAUUUUAUUUUAUUUUAGCAUAUAGAAGAGUACCCUUGGAUUUUAUUUUAUCACUCUGAUCGCUGCACAUGUUGUUAUCCACACUGAAUGAAAAUAUUUAAACAUGCCUUUUUUUUUCUUUACGAACCUUCUUAGAUUUGAAAUGUUUGUGUCUUCGUAACGCCACGUGACUCAUCUUCUCCGUCUACGUGGCCCACCAGCGGAGUCGAGAAGGGUUUUUUUGUUUGGUCAAACAGUCGAGAAGGUUAAAUUGGCGUUUUGGUAACACGUAUUAAAGAAGAAAAAACAUAACCGUGAGAGAGAGAGCCAAUCAAUGCAUGUUCUUUUUACAGAGCUUUGGCAAUAGGAAGCAAGACAAGAUGAUUGAAACUAGAUCAAAGCGUGGCAACCCAGCUAGGACAACGACAUGGACAGAUUUGGAACAAGUGGAGAGUGUCUUUGUAGAGAUCCUAUCGCGUCUGCCACUAUAGAAGCCUUUGUGUGUUACAUGUCCAUGCAAUGAUACUAGCUAGUAUGGUAUUGUAUACGAUGGAACCAAGGAGUUUCAGAAGAUUUCACCUGAAUACGAUUGAUUCAGCUGAAUCCAUGUACAUGAUAUCUUCCUUCAACGGAGUUAUCUGUUGUGUUAAUCGGGUCAGGGUCAGAGAAGCAAACGAGUUCUGUGAUCUAAAGAUAUGGAUAGUUAACCCUUGUACAGGGGAAACUCUGCUUCUUCCCCAAGGGAGACCUUCGUUUCAGUUUGAGCCAAGUGUUGGAGUUGCUUAUGGCUCCACUGACUACAAAGUUUUCCGUAUAUACUGCUCUGGAAAGAAAGUUCCUGAAGAAAUGGUAUUUGAGAGAUAUGAUUUCCGUGAAGGUCAAUUGGAUACGGUGUACCGUUACACUCUCGCUUAUGAAUGUGAGGUGUAUUCAUCCAUCACUGGUGUUUGGGAAAACAUAGGCCAUGUGCCGUGCGUUCCAAUGUAUCUCCAUCUUAGCCCGUUUAGCUGUGGCCAUGUAUUUGUGGGAGGAAAGAUUUAUUGGCUGUCUUCCUUAGAUGAUGAAGGUGCAAUCCUUAGUGUGGAUCUUGAAGGGAGGUUUGAGGUUAUUCAGUUGUCUCUUUAUGAAGGUGAUCAAAAAGAGGAAGACAUGAUCACUGAAGCAACUUAUCUCAUUAAUUUACAAGGAUUUCUCUCUGUUGUUAUUCUACAUCCGGAGCACAUGGAUGUGUGGAUAAGAAUGGGAAGCGGGGAAAAUGUUAGUUGGAUUCUUCUAUGCCAAGAUACUACUCCCGUCGGUGACAAUGACAUUGUUUUAGCCAUGACUUGUUUAGAGAACAAGAUCAUAUGCGUGACUGAGGAGAAAUGGUGUUGUUAUAAUAUAGAUACUAGAAGGUGGAAGAGGACUAAUCAUGGUGGACUUGUGAACCACCCAACGGUGUAUCCUUUCACCGAGAGUUUUCUUCCAUGUAUAGUUUGUAUACAAUGUUUUAUUCUUUGUUUGCUUUAUUUAUCGGUUUUGAUUCCUUGUUCUCUUUUUCUUUUUUAUUAUUGAAUCAGGCAGUGGGAUGCUGUAGAAGAAGAACUUCAUCAAACUAUCUAUGUUCUUUACUCUUUUUUGGAUCUUUCAAAAUGUUUAAGACAUCAUCAAACUAUCUAUGUUCUUUACUCUUUUUUGGAUCUUUCAAAAUGUUUAAGACUUAAAAAAAAAAAAGAUCGAAUCUGGAUGGAUCGAUAUUGUGUAAUAAACCUAAAAUAGUUGUUUUGAAGCUAGUUUAAUGAAGGGUCCAAAAUAUAAAGGAUCCUUCCUAUUUUGUUUUGAUCAUGUUACCAUGCUUCAUGUGACUGUGCCAAUAGGCUUGAAAGUCCAUUCUCUUCAAAAGACCGAGUCAAUCUUUGAACAAUCCUUUCAUUUACAAAACCAUAGAAUAGAGGAUAUUCACCCGUACUUUUAAUUUCAUAUUUAACUGAGAACUAAAAUAUUAAAUUUUUAAUAAAUAAAAAACAAAUUAAAAUCAUUUUUAUCUGUAAGAUUGGUACACGGUAAAAAAAAUUAUGUUUUUUUUUCAAAUUUUACAUGAAAUUUAGUACUAAUUCUAAUAUAAUAUUUUGUCAAUUCACCUUAGUGAAGAAAAAGGCAAAAGAUGACUGCCGUAUCAAAUAUUUGUUAUUUUUAUUUAUAUUAGUGGUUGGUUUGCGCUUCGCGCGGAAAAAUUAUUUAUUUUCUAAUAAGUUGAUUAAUAUUUUUUAUAUCAUAUCCUUUGUUUAGGGUUGUAUAACUCUAUACUUUAUUUUUAUAGCAGUUGUGGAUUUAGGUUUAAAAAAAAUUCAGAAAUCAUGACAUCUAUUUUUUUAAAAAUAAUUCUCCAUUUAUUUGGAUAGACAAUGGAUAGAAUAAUCUAAAGGCUCUUGUUUAUACAUAAAAUGAUAUUUAUUCAUUUUUGUUCUUGUAUUUAUUGUAUUACUUUCAGUCUUGUUCCAUUUUUUUUAACUAUAAUUUUUUAAAAAUCUUGUUUUAAUUAACUAUUAAAUUUUCAUUAUGAUUUUGUAUCAAUAUCUUAUUAAUUUCACUUAACUUGAGUUUCAUGAUUUAAAAUAAAAAGAUCUAUCAGAUUAAUUGUUUUUAUUUUAGUUUUGUUGAUCUUGGUUAUAAUGAAACUUGUAAAAAGUACAUCGCAUAUGAAUAAUUCUAUUAUCCACUUUUAUGAAAUUGCACUAUAUAUUCUUGAAAUUUGUGGUUUUGGAUUAUACUAUUUAUAUGUAGUUAAAUUUCUUUUUGUAUUUGGUUUAUAUGCUGUUUUUGUUUCCCUAACUAUUUUUAUUGUGUUUUCCAUUAUUUUUUUUUUAAUUUUCUCUAAAUUUAUGUCUGGUGAUCAACUUUUAUUGUGGUUUUCCAUAAAUUUUUAAUUUUCUCUAGAUUUAAGUUUGGUAACCAAUAAAAAGUUAAAUUUUUACUACGCAUAAACAUUGCGAUAACUUAUCUUACCAGUCUGAAGUGGUUAAGCCCACUAAAAUAAUUACAGCCAAUGCGAGGGUUUACCAACCUAAAUGAGGCCAUGUACCCAAAAACAUCAGGAGAUUAUUUUGUUAGGUUUAGUGCAGUAGAUGACGUCCACUAAUUUAAAAAUAAUUCAAAUUAUAUAAUGCUCAUAACAAACUCAACUAUUUAAAUGGCAUUGUACCAAAGAUAAGUAAAUAAAAACACUUUGGUACUAAGUAAAAGUACGUGGAUUACAACAUUAUUGAAGAAAAACAUAAAAUUUUGAAACAAACAAUUGAAUUGAAUUUUGCAAAUUCCAAGUCUCCAUAGUUGGAGUGAUCAGUAUUUCGAGCUUACAUUGAACUGGGGGCCUUUUCAUCAUCAAUGGGAGUCUCGGUGGAGGUCAGGAUUGAAUCAGUAUGUGCAGGCUCUGGGUCAGUGCUGGCUGGACAUCCUUCAAUAAUUGGAACAUCAUCUGGCCCGUUUGUGUGAUACGAACAACUGCUUUUCACCACUGGAUUUGGGACCAUAGAAAGUUUAACAGCUACAGACAUAUCAUCACUUGUGUGGUGCUAUAAUAGAAACUCCACAGUUGCUGACAAUAUUUUUUUUUCAAAUGUGAAGCCUAGAUAAAUGAGCAAACGCAGAAAGCAUGCAGCAAAAAAAUCUCUUAUUUUCAAGUAAGAGACAUUUUGAUUGGUUAGUUGUGCGUAGUAUGAAAAAGGAGAGACAACAAAAAAAUAACAACACAUGUAAAUUGGUCAUGUUGUGACAGUACACAUGAGAACUGAGCUAAAUGCAAUAAUAACAGUGAUCCUUAUUCAGUGAACGUACCUGUAGGGGUGAAUUCAGAACGUAGAUAUUAAGUUUAGAGAGUCUGACAGGUUCAAGUUUCUUAACACCACCAUAUUUUGGAAGAUAUACCAGAGGAACCACUCUCUGCUCUGCAGAGCCUGCAUCUGGUAUGUUUAAUGUGGGAACUAACGCCGUAAUAAUCGUGAAGUAGUAACUAAUUGUAGAAAGAAAUAACAGACUCUUUUAAGAAACACUGAGUGGCUUGGUUUUCAUGAUAAAAGUAGAACUGUGUCCCUAAUGUGACGUUUAGGACUAAGCGACCUGCACAAACAGAUUAAGAGAACAUGAAAACUGAUGCGUUCAUGUUAUUGUAAAUCACAUAUGCACAGACAAAUAAUUUGGGAUUUAUGUUGGUUGCAAACAUGACCUUUUGUCUCCACAUCCAAGAGUACUAACUUGUCAUGCAACCUUAUCAAACACACGACACACAGUGGUUGAACUGCAGAGGUUGAUGGGGUUUAUCAGUAAGAAACAUCUAUCAAGUUAAAUAAAACUUAAAACUUAAUGGUGCUUGCGUAGGGGCUACGUACCUGUCCAGCUAGAUUGUGACCAUAACACUCUGUAUCAACUCGUUUUCGUCAUUGUAGAUGGUGUGUAUACUCCUAUCCUGACUAAAAAUAUCUGAAAUAUACAUAAUUGUAAUAUACACCCGAAACUGAGGUAGUACAAUGGAAGUGGAUAUUGUAAGAUUAAGAUUAAAUACAUACCGGGCAAAUCUACGUUGGUGUUAGCGAGAGCCAUUAGCUGCUCAUACUUGCAAAACCUGAUUUUUUUUCAGCCGUCGGGUUGACAACCUCGACAAAGCUGGUAUGCUCGAUAAAUCGAAUACAGACAGGAGAGGCGCACAGUUUGAACUUUGAAGUGAUUAUUGCUUCUAGCAACAUAGAACACAGUAAGCUUGUAGACAGUGCCUUCACUCAGUAGAUUUUUAAAACUGUAGAGCCGAUGUGCGGUGAUGGUACCUUGUAUCAACGUCGACUGCAAAUGAAAACAGUGGAAAUUUUAGGCAGACCGAAUGAGGUGUUCCUUAAAUCAAGUUUUUAUGAAUAAAUUUAGAUUAUCAGUACCUUCUUGUCAAGCAAUACUAUGUUCACCAACAAUAACCUCGCCUCUUUUCUUCAGAGUACCGACUCCCAGAAUUGAAGAAGACGUGUCACCACCACGUCCUCAAAACGACCAAUCUCCAAGUUGGAAAUGUAUAAUUGGGAAAUCCCCAUUUUUUAGCUUCAGUUUGGUGAGAAAUCGAACGCCUUCAAAAAGAGAAUUGGAACAGACUUAAACUGAGAAUGUAUUGAAGUGGAGAUGAAAGUAAGGUAACCAUAAAUUAGGCGUUACAGGGAGGCUUUUGGGAGAACGGUAGCCAAAGGUUUGGCGAGAGAAACCCAGAUCUGGCUAGACACUGGAAAGGCGUCGAAGAAGAAAAAGGAAUCACGUAAAGUUAGAUUUUCUUACUAAGCUGACAUGGCAUUUUAAGAUAAUCUGAUUGGUUUGAACUUCUGAUCUUACGUGGAUAGGUUCAGUGGAGCUCAUAUCCUCCUUUAAGCAUUGUAAGAUUCGGCAAUUUAAUACACUUUAUUAUGCCACAUACACUAACAACAAUUAGAAAUGUUAUUAUGUUUUUCUUUGAUAAAUGCAUGUAUUAUUAUAAGUAUUACUAGACUCUGACCCACGCGCCAGCGCAUAUAUGAAUUUUUGGUUUUUGGUUAUUUAUUUAACUAAGUGAUGUAUUUGUAAUAUUUGAUGUAUUAUAUUCACCAAGUAAAUAAUUUUUUGGCAUCUUAAACCAUCUAUUUAUGACAAAUAUUCGAUAUCAUAUAAAAAAUAGAACAAACAGACGUAAUUAGAUAAUUGUAGACGAUAUAUAAAAACAAUGGUUAUUAAUAUAAAAUAUGAAGAAAUAUUAUAUUAUGACUUAGUAUAGCAUAAAAGAUUAUAAAUUAGUUAUACAUGUUUAAAGAAAAUACAAUGAUUUUUAAACUUCUAUGAAAAAUUUAACAUAUUAGAAAGGGCGAUGAAUUAGUCAUCAAAUUGUAAAUAAUUUCAUAAUAUUAUUAAUAAUAGAUUAUUUAUAGUCUAUGUUUCUCGUCAAGAUAAUUAUUAAAUCUAUAUAAUACAAAACAAAUUGUGUAUUUUAUAAAAAAAAUAUAAAUACAUUAAUAAUAGUAAUAUAUAUUUUUAUGAUACAAACAAAUAAAUAGUUUAAGUAUUAAUUGUUAUAAACUAAAAAAUUAUUAAAUAGUGUAUUCUUUGUAAGUCUUCUCUUUCAAUAGAUCUUAAAUAUUUUUAAAUUUUUAUAAAAAUAUAUUUUGAUGGAGAAAAUUUUAAUCCAUGUAAUAAUAAACAUUUCUAAAUGAUGUGAAUUUAUUUUACUAAAAUUAAAUUAUUUUCAACACAGAUUAGUAAAUGUAGACCUAAGACUCUUGAUAGUCUUUGGUUUAGGGUUUGGUAACAUAUGUUGUAGUAUUGUUGGUAUUUUUAGGGCUAUAUUUUGAAAUCUUAUCUUUUUUUAUAAUUUGACCUAUAUGUAUUUAAUGACUAUUUAAUAACUGGAUUUAAACACUUUCUAAGUAUCUUUUAAGUUUAAGAAAGUGUUUUGCUUAGUUAUUUGAUUAUAUGGUCUAAAAGUUUCACAAAACACUUCCCAAGAAGUGUUCUGACAUAUUUCGCCUAAGUUUUAGUAGAAUUUAGGAUUUCCGCCCAAAGUUUAGAAUAAUUUAGGUUUUCCGCCUAUAUCGAAGUAUUCCAGAAAUUUUCCAGAAGUCUUCUAGGGGAACUCUUCUUAUGUAUUAGAUCGUAAAAGUAAUCAAUAAAUUUUAUAAAAAAAAUAUUUUGAAAGGGAAAAAUCGAAAUCAUUUAUUAAUAAGCAUUUCUAAAUGAUGGAAAUUUAGGUUUACUAGAAUUGAACUAGUUUGAACAUAGAUGAGUGAAUGUUGAUUGAGUCAUGGUAGCCUUUGGUUUAGAGUUUGGUAACAUAUGUUAUAGUAUUGUUGGUAUUUUUAUGGUUAGAUUUUGAAAUCUUAUCUUUUAUUUUUAUUUUAAAUUUGACCUAUAUGUGUUUAGUGACUAUCUAAUAACUUGAUUUAAACACUUUCUAAGUUUCUUUUAAGUUUAAGGAAAUGUAUUUUUUCUUAGUUAUUUGAUUAUAGUGUUUGGAAGACUCCCAGAAGACUUUAGUUUAUGAUUUGGUAAUAUAUGUUAUAGUAUUUUUGUAUUUAGGGUUUGAUUUUGGAAACUUAACUUUAAAAAGUAACAUACAUGUGUUUACUUUUGUAUAUAUUAAACACUUUAUAAGUUGAUUUUAAGUUUAAUAAAUUAUUUUUUACUAUAGUUAGUUCUUUGAUUAGGUUACGGUUUGGAAGACUUCCAGAAGGCUUCCCAAGAAAGUCUUCUGACAUAUUUCCACCUAAAGUUUAGUAAAAUUUAGGUUUUCCGCUUAAAGCGAAGUUUUCCAAAAGUUUUCUCAUGUAUUAGAUCUUAAAAGUAACUUUUAAAAUUUUAAAUUAUAUUUUGAUAGGGAAAAAAUUCAAAUCAUGUAACAUUAACAUUUAUAAAUGGUGUAAAUUUAAUUUAACUAAGAUUGAAUUAUUUUUAACAUAUAUGAGUGAAUGUAUAUUGAGCCAUGAUAGUCCUUGGUUUAGGGUUUGGUAACAUACGUUAUAGUAUUGUUGGUAUUUUCAGGGUUAGAUUUUGAAAUCUUAACUUAAAAGAAACCAAUUAAAUUUUACAUAUAUGUGUUUAGUUUUGUAUAUAUUAAACACUUUAAAAGUUGAUGUUAAGUUUAAUGAAAUGUUUUUCGCUAUUUAGUUAGUUAUUUGAUUUUCAGGUCUAAAAGACUUCCUAAGAAGUCUUUUGUAUCAAAAAAUAUUUAACUUAAUUGAAAUUUUUGUUUCCAUAAUAAAGGAAAUUUAAACAUUAUCUUUCUUCUUCUCAAAUGACAGUAACAAAAAUGUAAUGUUUCUCACUCUAAAACUCUCGAGCAUCUCUGUAAUCUUUUUGAACAUCCAAACACCAAACUUUAAAUCCAUUUCUCAUUUUUUUCUUAUGUCUUCUCACUAAUUUAUCUUCUUUUUGCAGGUUUUCAUUACAUGGUUUUCAUCUUUCACCACAUCAAAGGUAGAUCUAUAAAUUUUGGAUAUGUAUUUUUUAGUGUUUAUAUAUUAGAUUCUAAAAAGCUAUAGAUUCAACCUAAUGUGAAUGUUUUGUUUAUUAUUUAAGCAUACAAAUUAUAUUUUUAAAGUUUUUCUCUCUUUUGAAACCAUUUGAAUGUUUUUGAAUUUGUAAGUUUUUUAGAUCUAAGACAGACUUUGAAAAACUUCUCAAAAGACUCUCGAAAUAUUUUUUGGGAAGUCUUCUAAUGCAUUUUAUGCUAGAAGACUUCCCACGAAGUCUUCAGAAAGUCUUUCAAAAUCUUCUGUCCAAAGUGAUAUAAAUUUUAGAUAUGUAUUUUUGUGUGUUUAAUAUAUUAGAUUCUAGAUUCAACUUAAUGUGCUUAUUUUGUUUAUUAUUUAAGGAUAAAAAUUAUAUUUUUGAAGUUUUCUCUGUUUUGAAGUCAUUUGAAUGUUUAUAAAUUUGCAGGUUUUUUCAGAUCUAAGACAGACUUUGAAAGACUUCUCAGAAGACUCUCGGAAUAUUUUUCGGAAGAUUUCUUGGGAAGUCUUCUAAUGCACUUUAUGCUUGAAGACUUUCCAGGAAGUCUUCCGAAGUCUUCAGGAAGUCUUCCGAAGUCUUCUACCCAAAGUACUACAAAUUUUGGAUAUGAAUUUUGUGUGUUUUAUAUAUUAGAUUCUAACAAGUUAUAGAUUUAAGCUAAUGUGACUUUUGAUUUAUUAUUUAAGCAUAAUAAAUUAUUUUUUAAGUUUCCUCUGUUUUGAAGUCAUUUGAAUGCUUUUGAAUAUGCAAAUUUUUCAGAUCUGAGUCAGUCUUUGAAAGACUUCUCAGAAGACUCGGAAGACUUCUUGGAAAGUUUUCUAAUGUAUUUUAUGCGAAAAGACUUCCCACAAAUUUUUCAAGAAGUUUUCCGAAGUUUUCUACCCAAAGGGGUACAAAGGGAUGAUGUCAAGUGCGGAGUCCAAGCUUAUUUAUGCUGAGGAAUGAUAUCUAGCUCCAUGUGUAAUAGUUUUGUUUAUGGUAUGUUUUAUGAUUUGUAUGUGUACUAUUUUAGUUGUGAAUUCUUUUGUAAAGUUGAAUAGAAGUUAAUCAAAAGAAUUUGGUAAAUAUAUUCAUGUUCUGCCAAAAGUACUUGAUAUUAUUGAAGUUAUUGAUAUAACAUACUAAGAAAUUUUUUUUAACCAUUCUACCCACUCAUAACAAAACACAACAAUACAAAAACUUAAUCAAAUUUACUAAAACUAAGAGAUAAGACUUCUCAAGUAAACUUAGUCAAAUUCACAAAAUAUUAAUAUUGAAUUUUAAGUAAAAAUUGAAAUUUUAAAUCUCAUGGAAGUUAAAAAUUAUAGCUUAUGAUCUAAAAAGACACAUUAAACCACAUGACUUGAUAUUUUUGAAGUUACUUAACACGUUUGAAAGUUAAAAAACAUACGUUGAAGUUACUUAACACUUUUGAAAAUCUAAUGUAGAAGACUCCUCUAGAAGUCUUCUUUUAGCUAGAAACAUGAGUAAACAUGAAUAUUUGAAAUCUCAUAAUUAUCAUCAAAUAAGUUAUGAAUUUUAUCCAGGAGGCCUAAUAUUGACUAAUAUACAUAAAUUAAUAAAAAUAUAUUAAAAGGUCAUUUUAAUUGUAGAGAAAAUUAAAGUUUAUUAAACAUUGACAUAGAAGACUUACUGAGAAGACUUCUAUGCAAUUUUUAGAGAAGACUUCUACGGAAGUCUUCCUGAAGAAAAAUUCUUAGGAAGUCUUCCAUUUAGGUCAUUUUUGCAAUUGCAAAUUUAUAAAGGAAAACUUCUAGAGAAGUCUACUCUAUAGCAAACAUCUUAAGAAGUCUUCUUUUGUAAAUAUUGGCUUAUUUUUGAAUUUAAAAAAUCCUCGAAAAUACCAGAGAAUACUUCUGUAAACAAGUUAGUUUUGCAAUUGACCAAAGUUCUGCACAUUUUUGACUUUUUCUUAGAAGUCUUCUCUUGUAGCCCAUAAGUCUUCUCAUUAAUAUUAAAAUUUUUACUAUUAAUUGUCAAUUUUAAAAUUAGCCUACGCAAACUUCCUGCGAUAGUGAAAAGACUUCAUUUAACAGUAAAGAAGACUUCCCGAGAAGUCUUCCUCUAUAAAAAGUCAAUUUUUUUAUAGAUUUCGGUCAAUUGCAAAACUAACUUAUUUAUCCGAGAAGACUUUUCAAGAAGUCUUCUUGUUUUUUUUUGUUGACAAAGAAAAGUUAAAAGACUUUCAGAAAAGUCUUCUCUAAAAACACAUACAAAAAUUAAAUUGCAAAACUAACAUAUGCAUCGUCGAAAGACUUCUCUAGAAGCCUUCUCUGCGAAACAGAUAUGAAAAAAAAAUCAAAUAUCAUUUUUUAGAUCCAGUGAAAUUCAUGUUUAGCUUUUAUAAGCACACACAAUUUCUUAAUGAAAGUUACUCAUUUGUUCUUGAUCAUGAAUCAUGAACUUGAGUAACUCUAAUAAGCUUAUAGGUUUUAAAAUAAAAAAAUAAGGAUUUUUGGAUGAAAUAAGAAAUAAAGUGAAAGGGAAAUGGUUUUAUGUGUGUAAAAAAUGCAGAUAUGAAGAUGUAUAUGUUGAUUUAAGUUGCAUUUAGAGUUUGAAAUUGGUUGUUCAUGGUGGUUGGUGUUUUGAUGACAAUGAAAAUUUUGUAAAUAAAUGAGGAAGAUGAUGAUCAAUGAGUAAAAUACUCAUUUUUGAAAAAAAAAAACGAAAAUAUAUAUAAUAAUAAUAAUAAUAACAUUUUCGUGAAUAACUCAAAUUUU
This is a messenger RNA of Brassica rapa (field mustard), 11555 nucleotides long. RefSeq lists its product as uncharacterized. The record is from RefSeq and is a predicted model, not a curated record. NCBI's taxonomy places the organism in Eukaryota, Viridiplantae, Streptophyta, Magnoliopsida, Brassicales, Brassicaceae.